This is a messenger RNA of Bufo gargarizans (Asiatic toad), 2182 nucleotides long. It is a transcript of the gene TRMU, whose product is annotated as tRNA mitochondrial 2-thiouridylase. Gene Ontology annotation, molecular function: sulfurtransferase activity. Gene Ontology annotation, biological process: tRNA wobble position uridine thiolation. Gene Ontology annotation, cellular component: mitochondrion. The coding region runs from base 80 to 1336 and encodes 418 amino acids. NCBI's taxonomy places the organism in Eukaryota, Metazoa, Chordata, Amphibia, Anura, Bufonidae. The record is from RefSeq and is a predicted model, not a curated record. The transcript is spliced from 11 exons.
CUUUAUCAGUCCUGCACCCCCUUCCAGCAGCAGAUAACCGGCGUGACUUUCCUUGAGAGGUACAUGAGACGCAGGUGACAUGCAAGCGGUGCGGCAUGUGGUGUGCGCCAUGUCCGGAGGGGUGGACAGCGCCGUGACCGCCCUGCUGCUGCGAAGGAGAGGUUAUCAGGUUACUGGUGUCUUUAUGAACAACUGGGAUGUGGUGGACGAACAUGGCAUGUGCAGUGCAGAGAAGGACUGUGAGGACGCCUAUCUGGUCUGCCGGAAGCUGGACAUCCCCUUCCACCAGGUGUCGUAUGUGAAGGAGUACUGGCAUGAGGUGUUCAGUUAUUUCUUGAGUGAAUAUGAGAAAGGAAGGACCCCGAAUCCAGACGUAUUGUGCAACAAGCGUAUAAAGUUUAACCACUUCCUAAACUAUGCUAUUGAUAACCUAGGGGCUGAUGCCAUAGCCACUGGCCAUUAUGCAAGAACAUCACAUGAGGAUGAAGAAAUAUUUCAGCACCCAUAUUUAAAGGCUCCCCAGACUCUCUUUAGGAACAGAUUUGAAAUAAGAAGCAAUGUGAAGCUUCUCCAAGCUGCCGACCACUUCAAGGACCAGACCUUCUUCCUCAGUCAGAUAUCACAGUAUGCAUUAAGAAAAACCUUAUUCCCACUUGGAGGUUUGACCAAGGAAUUUGUGAAGAAAAUUGCAGCAGAAGCGGGAUUUCAUCAUGUUUUAAAGAGAAAAGAGAGCAUGGGGAUCUGUUUCAUCGGUGAGAGAAAUUUUGAAAGAUUCAUCCUUGAGUAUUUAGAGCCCCAGUCUGGAAACUUUGUUUCAAUUGAAGAUGGGAAAAUCUUGGGUACACACAAAGGUUGGUUUCUGUUUACUUUGGGCCAGAGGGCAAGAAUAGGCGGCCUGCGAGAUGCAUGGUUUGUGGUUGAUAAAGACGUUUCCACAGGUGACAUUUUUGUGGCCCCUUGUACAGAUCACCCAGCCUUGUUCAGGGAAUUACUGCGCACUGACAGAAUGCAUUGGAUUUCAGAAGAGCCUCCUGCAGAGCUGGUGCAGAACAAGAUGAUGGAGUGUCAUUUUAGGUUUCAACACCAGAUGGCCCUAGUGCCGUGUGUACUGACCUUAAACCAGGAUGGCACAGUUUGGGCCACAUUAGUGAAGCCAAUACGAGCCCUCACACCUGGACAGUUUGCGGUUUUCUACAAAGGAGAGGAAUGCCUUGGAAGUGGUAAGAUUGUGCGGCUGGGACCAUCACUGUACACGCUACAAAUGGGCCAAGAUAGAAUGAAAUCUGCAGCAAAUGUAACGGCGGAGACUGUGAAAGAUCUGGAUCCAUUAACCUGACUGCUGUAAUCUUCCUAGCUAAUUGGAAGAAUACAGUGGAACCCAAGCCAGCCAAUUAUGAAAGAAGGAAAGCAUACACUGACUCUGUGGUAAUUAAGGGGCAAGUUCUGACAGACCUUGACUGGCAUCCUUGCUCCGAGGUCUUCCAUACACAAUGAUGGAUUGUUUUCCGCAGACAGUCCAUCAACCUGUACAUCUCUCAGAAUAGCUUUCCUAAGAUGAAGACACUAGUUUUUUUUAAUGUUUUUAUUUAAAACUGUCAAGGGCUGGAAUAUAUUUUUGGAAUAAUUUACUAUUUUUAUUGCUGUUUAUUUGUUUUACACCUUGGGGGUGAUUUUAAGGACUAGUCUGUUGGCCUAACAGGGAAGUUCAGAAAUAAAAUAUGGAAGAAAAGUGUUGAGAAUUCAGCUAAUAUUUCCAGUCACUGUUGUGCAGGCACAAGAUCAAAUGACUGAAGUCUCACACAAUACAAAUCAUUAACAUUUCUGUGCCCUACAUGGCUGUAUUAUGUAUGGAGUGCACAACCUUUUUUGGUCUAAAGGCAUCAUUGUCAAAUUGUUUUAUUCCAAUGGGAUGCAUUAAAAACGUCCAAUUGCACUGGCCUAUUACACAGGCUGAUACAAAAUGAAUGGAGGAUGAAUGAUCGUGACCACAGUGGUUCCUCCCUCAUUCAGGUCUACUGAUUAUCUGCAGCACAUCCCUGAUUACACAGGGAGAUGUGCUGCAGAUCAGGCAUCUUUCAUCCUUUAUCAGCUAACAAAGGAGGGUUUGCUUGUUUAUCAGCUGAUUGGUGGCACAAUUAUAUGGGCCAAUUAUCAGUAAUGAUUGUUCUUAUGUUCUCAAUAA